UUGUGAAGGGCUCGCGCUUCCGUUGCUAAGGAAGCUCGAGCGCUCAAGCUCUUCCGGGUCGGGAGAGCACGUGUCACAGAGGAGUGUGGACCCACGAGUUUAUUAGAUGACAGCAGAAUCAGCUUCCAGCGUAAAUGUUAAGGAUAAAGAGAAGGAAAUUGGUGAAUCAGACCAGAAGAAAAAGACAAAGAAGAUCAACAACAGAAAGGCGGCAAAACUAAAGAGGAAAGAGCGAGAGAGGAAGGUCACCAUCUCCAUGUUGGAGAGGUUCCUCAAGAGGGCGAGGAGGUUAUCAAUGGAGCGUCAGAAGCAGGAGAAUGGUGAGAAUAGACCUGCAGAAAAAGGAGGAGAAGAAGAACAGGCCGACAGCGUGAUGAACAGAAAGACAGCUGAGAAUGAGGAGAAGAAAAAGAUGAAAAGGCUGGAGAGGAAAAUGAAGAAGAAAAAGACUAACGAGGUCAAAGAAGAAGCGAUAGAGGAGGGGAUCAGCGAAGGAGGUGUGGAAACGAGGGAUGUGGGAGUUCCAGAAAACAACAACAAGAAGAAAAACGCAAAAAAGAUCAAAGAAGAAGUGAUAGACAUCAGUGAUGGAGAGAUGGAAACGAGGGAUGUGGGAAUUCCAGAAAAGAAGGAGAAGAAAAACGUUAAAAAGAUCAAAGAAGAAGUGAUAGACAUCAGUGACGGAGAGAAGGAAACGAGGGAUGUGGGAGUUCCAGAAAAGAACAAAAAGAAGAAAAAUGCUACAAAGGUAAAAGAAGAAAAGAUGGAUGUGAGCAUCAGCGAAGGAGGUGUAGAAACAAGGGAUGUGGGAGUUCCAGAAAUGAACGAGAAGAAUAAAAACUCUAAUAAGGUCAAAGAAGAAAAGAUAGAUGUGAGCAUCAGCGAAGGAGGUGUGGAAACGAAGGAUGUUCCAGAAAAGAAGAAGAAAAAGAAGAAAAACACAAAAAAGAGGAAAGAAGAAGUGAUAGAAAUCAGUGAUGGAGAGCUGGAAACGAGGGAUGUGGGAGUUCCAGAAAAGAAGGAGAUGAAGAAAAAGAAGAUAAAGGAGGAGACGGAGGAGAAUGUGGAAACGAGGGAUGUUGGAGUUCCUGCAAAUGACAAGAAGAUAAACACCAAUAUCAAAGAAGAAGAAGAAGAAGAAGAAACAGGUAUGAACACUAGUGAGGGAGGUGUGGAAACGAGGGAUCUGAAGGAGAAGAAAAGAAAAAAGCCAAAAAAGAAAAAGGAAGAUGAAGGGAUGGAGGCCACUUUAAAUGAGGAAGAAGAAGAAGAAAAAGAAGAAGGAGGGACUCAGAGCAAACCUAAGAAGAAAAAGAUAAAGAGAGAAGCUCCAGAAGAUGAGAAGAACAGAGGAACGAAUGGAGGAGAGGAUGGAGUGAGUGGUCCUCCAAAGAAGAAGAAAAAGAAGAAGGAGAAAGCAAAGGAUGGAGAAGUGGAAGUGGAGAAAACUGAAGUGGUGAUUAGCGAAGAACCUGAAUCUUUUCCUCCUGAAAAAGUGAAGACGAAGAAAAAGAAAGAAGGGAACAUGCCUGAGGAGAACGGGAUAAACAGAGCUGAGGGAGAGGAAGAAAACGGAGAGGUGGAAGUUAAAGAGAAGAAGAAGAAAAAGAAGAGGAAGAUGCUAGAGGAGCAAGAAGACGAAGCUCAAUCUGCUCUGGAGGAUGGAAGGAUUAAAAAGAAAAAGUUAAAAAAGAGGACAGAGGAGGAUGUGGCAGUCGAAGAAGAAGAAGACGAAGAGAAAGAGAGAAAAAAGAAAAAGAAGGAGAAGAAAAAGAGUCCAGACUCCAUGGAAGAUGCAGAACUGAGUAAACAGAAACAGAGCCCAAAGAAAACGAGUAAAAUAAGCUCCUCCCCCUCUACCUUCUCCUCCAAUAAGAAUAUAAGAAUAAAGACGGAACCUGUGGAGUUAAACGAUGAGAUGAAUCUCUCUGUUCCUGUUAGUAAAGAAAAGCAGAAAAAGAGGAGGAUGAAUCAGACGGAUGAAGAAAAAGCAAAGGCUGAUGCUAUGCUAGUAAAGAAAGUUAUCAGAGUGAAAAUGGAGAGAGAGAUGGAGGAAGAGAAAACAGAGGAAACCCCCAGCGAUGUCGUGUUCCUGUCCGCACGGCCGGGAAAUCAGGAUGAGAUUUCUAUAGAUCAGGAGCGGAGGUUAGCCCUGCAGAGAGACGUGGACGAGGAAUCUCAGCCCAAGGCAGUGGCAUUUGGUCAGUGGGGCACGGCGCAGUUCGAGAGCUCGGACAGGCAGAUGAAGUUCCUGAGGCUGAUGGGCGGAUUUAAGAAGGGCGGUCAGCCAGUCGCUCAGCCGGCCGCUCAGAGCAGCAGCAGCAGCAGGUUCAACAUGGCUCUGGGGAAGCAGGACCAGCAGAAUCUGCAGCAAGGCCUCAUGGGACAGUUUGAGCGCGCUCAGAACCGGCGUAUGGACGUUCAGAACCGGGGCGUGGGGCUGGGGUUCACCGCGCCGUCCAAUAAGAAGUUCGCCAUCGACGUGAACGCGAGGAAAUCUGUGAAGUUUGACGACUGACUGAAGUGACGAAGCAUGACUGUACACAUGCUUCUGUGUUUAUUUAUACUUCACUUUUUAUGUAAAUGAUGUUCCUCCAAUCAUGAAGACUGUGGAUUGGACGAUGCCAUGAGUAAAUAUAUGUUAAUAGGCUAAUGAUUAAUGAUUGAUGCUUAUAAUUCAACGUAGAUUAAAACGCAGAUAAAAGACUCCCUUUAAGGUGUUAAAGAGGAAAUCCAUUAGUAUUUUUUAAAUGUUAUUGCUACUAUUAUUAUGUGAAAGGUAAAGAAUGCUGCAUUGAGUUGUGGGUAAUGUGGGCGGGGUCUCCUGCAUUGAAUAUGUAUAUAAUAUUUGUGCCAGAGUCACUUGAUCAUAUGUUCAUACGGACAUAUCUAGCCAGACACAGCCGGUCCUGAUACGAUCUUUAUUACCACCUGCUGCACUGCAUUGUACUGCACUGUCCACUGUGGGUGGUAAUAAUAUUAGCCUUCUGUGAUGUAUUAAGAUUAGUGUACAUUUCUGAUCCGAUUUGAGCUCAAUUAAUUUGAUUAAUAUGAAAUGUGAACAUGUGAACAUAAGCCCUAUCUGGACGGGAUUAGUUUCUCAGGGUAUUCUGGGGUAAUUUUCUCUUUUAUGGGGGGUUUUUAUCCUCUGUGAUUUUAUUCCCGUCCAGAACAACCAUAUACGUGUUUUUCUCAGACGUCCUCUGAGGUAAAAAAUUACAUCUAUUGGUUUUCUCUGAACUCUUUUCGUGGUCCUCCGGUAAUUUUAAGCCCAUACGGAUCCACAUCUCUGAGUUUCGUCUCCUCACAUUUAAAAAAAAAUAGCUAUUUGUCCACUGCUGCGCACCGUAAUUACACUUUGGGCGCGCUCCUUUUCCACAGCGAUCCAUUUAAAAAAAAAAAAACACACAACAGCGAGUGGAAAUGGAGGAGCUACUGAACUCUAUGUCACGUGACCGAGAAAGCCUAAAAAAAACUCACUGGUACUCCUGUUUUUUCAAUUGCAGUCCAGAAGAAAAAGUUUCAAAUCUCAACCACUAAAGUAUGGAGAUUAUUUCUGUAUAUCUGUUGAAAUGUGUGUGAAAGCAAUUCCGCAGGUCAGUCGUUUGAUCACUGUAAAUGUGUAUAAAGUAUGAACAGUUGAAAGUGGAUUAUUUUUAAGAAUAAACACUUUAUUGAGUCUCUUGUAAA
Messenger RNA from Astyanax mexicanus (Mexican tetra), 3690 nucleotides. RefSeq names its product lysine-rich nucleolar protein 1 (gene knop1). The transcript is spliced from 5 exons. The record is from RefSeq and is a predicted model, not a curated record. Lineage: Eukaryota; Metazoa; Chordata; Actinopteri; Characiformes; Acestrorhamphidae. The coding region runs from base 107 to 2518 and encodes 803 amino acids.